Molecule: messenger RNA, 1249 nt
Organism: Closterium sp. NIES-67
Lineage: Eukaryota; Viridiplantae; Streptophyta; Zygnematophyceae; Desmidiales; Closteriaceae
Source: the annotation of a GenBank genome assembly
GCCACCAUGGAUUGGCAGCGGCACUUACCGACGCUCCUCACCGUGCUGCUGGUCGCGCUCUCGCUCACCCCCGACGUCAUUCGUCCCUUCACCGCAUCCAAGCAGCCAUCCGAUCGUGCGACCGCCACCACCGCCGCGCCUGACGCUGCUUCCGCUGGUUCGCCGUCGAGUGUAUCGCCAGGCUCCACUGGGGGCGGUGUCAUGUUCGCUUCAGCGUCAGCCGUGCCUAAUCGCAACCAUGUUCAUAACCUCUUAAUCUCCUUCUGCACCUCCUGAUCCUACAGGGGGGUGGCGCAGCAGGUUCGGCAGAUCCUCGCGGAUCGGUAUCCGGACCUGGAGGUCAGCCUCGGCAACCACCCGCCCCCCGCGUACUGCCGGCUUCUCGCGAAGCUGCUCUCCGCCGCGCAGAUGGCGGCGCUCGCCGUGAUCUUCGGCGGGGACUCCGUGCUGCCCGUCGUCGGCUUCCCCCCGCCCUUCCCUCAAUGGUACGAGCAGAUCCGAGCCAACCGGCUAGGCUCGGCGGCGACAGUGUGGAUUGUUGGCAACGUGAUGCACGGGUCUCUGGCCAGCACUGGCGCGUUCGAGCUUGUCUUGGACGGCCGCACGCUCUUCUCCAAGCUGGCAGAGGGGCGCAUGCCACAUAUGAAUGAAAUCAUCGCAUUGGUGGACGAGCACAUGCUGCAGGGUAACCACAUGCAGCAGUAACCACAUGCAGAGUAACCAUGUGCAGCAGUAAGUGAAUGUCACCAUUUCAGCAGCAGCAGCAGCAGCAGCAGCAGCAAGCAGCAGCAGCAGUAGGGGUGGCGUGCCUCGAGGUAGGUGAAGACUAGGCAGGCACGUGUGUGGUGUGUGGGAGGUGGUGGCGUCGGCACGGUCGAGCGUUUUAUGACAGCAUGGCCACAAACCAAUUCCCUUGGCUGGCUCAUGCUCGAUCCUCCUCUGCCAGUGCUGUCGCCAUCCAUCACCACUCUGCCACACAGCUGCCUCCUCUUUUUCAUCUCCAGGCGCGUUUCUACAGCUUGGAGGGUUUGGCUGGGCAUGUGAGAGAGCACGGCAGUUGCUCCGGUCGUCACUUCUAAUGUGUGUGAAUCAUCGUAUGUAUGCUGACUGAAUUGUGCUCCACUGUAUUGAUGCACUUCUGGCUGACUAUUCUGGAAUUGGUCUUGACCGACAACUGUUCCUUAGAGUUUUCCGUUCAGUCCAUCCUUCGUUAUUGGAACGCCGCUCUCACGUUAUUGGUUCAUUCGUG